Emiliania huxleyi CCMP1516 is the source of this 1545-nucleotide messenger RNA. RefSeq lists its product as hypothetical. Lineage: Eukaryota; Haptophyta; Isochrysidales; Noelaerhabdaceae. The record is from RefSeq and is a predicted model, not a curated record. The coding region runs from base 1 to 1545 and encodes 514 amino acids. The transcript is spliced from 3 exons. Gene Ontology annotation, molecular function: transferase activity.
AUGCGCUCCCCGCUCCCCUUCCCCUGUGUCCCUGAUCGUCCUUACAAGAGGACGCGAAGCGAGUCGCACGGCGCGGACGUGGCGUUUCUGCAGGCGGGGCUGCGGCUCUGCCGGCCCGGCGGCGCGGUCUAUUCGCUGCACAAGACCUCCACCCGCCCGUUCAUCGCGAAAAAGGCGGCCGAGGCCGGCGGCGAGGCCUCCGUGGUGGCGGAGCUGCGGUUCGAGAUCCCCAGAAUGUACAAGCACCACCGGCAGCCGAGCAAGGACGUGGCGGUCGACUUUUGGAGAAACAAGAAGAAAACCCCGAAUGCAACGGCCGACCGGGCAAACAUGAAACAAGGCACCUUGAAAGCGCCGCCGCCCGCUGGCGUUCGCUCCGACGCCGGCACAUGCUCGCUCACCGUCUUUGGUCACAUCCCAAAGACGGGCGGUACCACCGUCGACGAUCUGUUUUGGGCGCUUGCGAACGCUAGGCCGCCCGAGGUCAAUGUGAGUGGACGUAUGAUUGGCAAGAACUGGAGCGCGGUCUCGGAGGGGUCCUACGUUGCGACACAUUCCAUUAGUCACCACUUCCCAAACGAUGUGCUCCACGCCAUCUUGGGCCUGCGGUUUCAGAGGCACAAGGUCCCGACCUUGCUGCCCUCGUGGCACCGCACGCACAUCUACCACUCCUAUCACCCUCACGGCCGUGACAUGCGGCUCUUCCUGUCGCACCUGCCGCAGCUCCGCAAGAUGUAUCGCGACGCUUCAUGCAUGCUCCAGGUCGUGACGGUGGUGCGUGAGCCAAAGUCUCUUCAGCGGUCUGCAUACCGAUACUUUCGGCUCGACGGCGGGCUUGGUGUGGUUCCAUCGCUCUCUCGCACCUCGAGCGUGCGGAGGAAUGCCACGUUGCUCGCCGACGACCUCGCUCUGUGGCUAGCCCAAAACCCGGAUCGGCAGAGCCGGUGGCUGAAUAGCGGGAUCAGCUCCACCCUCAACCUCUCAACUCCGCUGCAUUACGCGCAGCUAUUAGCGGCCUACGACUACGUGGCACCGAGCGCGCGACUCAACGAGUUUCUCUGGUUUCUGAUGGCGCGUAUCGGUGUCUACUUGCCCGCCUCGCACAGUGAGGGCGCACCGGGACCCCUCUCUGCUCGCUUGCCUUCGUGCAACUCAAACGCCGGCUCCGAAAAGGUCCUCAACGAAGCGAUUAUGAAGCAGCACGUACAGGAUGCAUUUUCUCUGUACACGACCAACGAUGCCUUGCUCUUCCGCGUUGCCACAGCUCGCUACGCGGCCGACGUCGCAGCCGCAGAGGAGAGCCGCAGCCAGCUCGCCUUCAUGCAAGCCGCUCGGCGAGCGCUGGCCAAUGGCAGUACGACAACUCAGACUCGCGUGGGAGUCUGGCCGAUCGAGCUGCACCUCAACUGCCACAAGGGGCGCGUGCCCUCUGAGGUGGCGACAGAGCUCCGGAGAACGGGCACCACGCACGUGUUGGGUGAGAAUGCUUUGUGCCCCGCCGAGCGAUUAAUCUGCGUGCAAGGCGCCGCCUCGCAAAGAUGGUAG